Molecule: messenger RNA, 8472 nt
Organism: Microcebus murinus (gray mouse lemur)
Lineage: Eukaryota; Metazoa; Chordata; Mammalia; Primates; Cheirogaleidae
Gene: TSNARE1
Product: t-SNARE domain containing 1
Biological process (GO): vesicle-mediated transport
Cellular component (GO): membrane; nucleus
Source: RefSeq, a predicted model, not a curated record
CCGGAGGGGCAGUCACGUGAUGUUUGGGUGCCCGUCGCCGCCCCCAGAGCCGCCCCUCCCGCCGUGAGCGUACAGAGCGCGACCGCGAGCCACCCAGGCCCAGACGAGGACACAGAGGUUCAAGGACCACAGGACUUGCUGAGACAGCUGGCUCGAGAUAGAGCCAGCUAGAGACUGAGCUGGGGCCUUGGGACCAGAUCUUCUGCUUCUGGGCUGUGUUGUGCUUUGCUCUCAGCAAGGAGGCUGCCGGCCCUGCCCUCUGUAAGAAGAUGUCUUAUGGAUCCAUCACUGGCGGAGGUGGCCUGGGGAGCCGCGGCCCUUUCGGGGCACCCUCAAGACAAGGCUAUCAGCCCCUAGAGUGCGCUAGAUGUUGGACCGAGUAUGGAAUCCGCCAUUUCCCCUGCCCAUCGCCAGAGAGCAACUCACAGGACCCCUGUGUGGGGAAGGACGGGGAAGGCGAUCUGGGGCCGGCGGGUGCACCCAGAGUCCCGAGGGCCAGGAAGCGAGGGCCAGGGGUUGCCCCUGAAGGCAGCCGGACACCAGAGCCCACCUCACCACUCACCACUGGCCCGAGAAAGGACUUGGCUGCCGGGCCCCGUGGCCGCAUGACAGGACCCAGUGCCAGCCGGGCCAAGAAGAGGAAGCCCAAUUUCUGCCCCCAGGAGACUGAGGUGCUGGUGUCCAAGGUGAGCAAGCACCACCAGCUGCUGUUUGGCACAGGGCUGCUGAAGGCUGAGCCCACCCGCAGGUACCGCGUGUGGAGCCGUAUUCUGCAGGCCGUGAACGCUCUGGGCUACUGUCGCCGAGAUGUUGUGGAUCUGAAGCACAAGUGGCGGGACCUGAGAGCGGUUGUGCGGCGCAAGCUGGGCGACCUCCGCAAGGCUGCCCAGGGCCCUGACCCGGACUCCGGCAAGCCCCAGCCCCUGGCACUCACACCCGUAGAACAGGUGGUGGCCAAGACCUUCUCCUGCCAGGCCCUGCCCUCCGAGGGCUUCUGCCUGGAGCCGCUCAGAGCCACCCAGGUUGAUCCUCAGGACCUCCAGGAGCUAUUCCAGGAGACAUCAGCCAAUGUCUUCCGAAUCAACUCCAACGUGACCUCCUUGGAGCGGAGCCUCCGGUCCCUGGGGACACCAAGUGACACGCAGGAGCUUCGGGACAGCUUGCACACGAUGCAGCAGGAGACCAACAGGACCAUUGCAGCCAGUGCUGGCACCAUGAAGCAGAUGUCCGAGCUCCUGCACGGCUCCUGCCUGGAGCGCCUUCAGCUGGACCGGCUGAAAACGCAGCUAGCGGACGCCCUGCAGCGCUACGGAGUGGUGCAGAAGAAAAUUGCAGAGAAGUCCAGAGCACUGCUUCCCACGGCACAGAGGGGCGGCAAACAGAGUCCCCAGGUCCGUUUUGCAGAGCUGGCCAAUGAUGAGAAGAUCUUUAAUGGGGGUGACAGCGUUUGGCAGAGCCAGGAGCAGGCGCUGCUUACGGAUAUCACAGAGGAGGACCUGGAGGCCAUCCGGCUGCGUGAGGAGGCCAUCCUGCAGAUGGAGAGCGAUUUGCUGGAUGUGAAUCAGAUCAUCAAGGACUUGGCCUCCAUGGUGUCGGAGCAAGGAGAUGCCGUUGGGUCCAGCAGCAGCAAGGCCACAUGCCGGCGGAGCUGCAGCCCCGAGCCAGCCAUGGCGGCCCUGCUGCCAUGUGCUGGGCCGGGCUCCACGCCCCUGCGGCCAGGGCCCCACUCCCGCACCAAGACACGCAAGCCCAACUUCAGCCCCCAAGAGACGGAGGUGCUGGUGCAGAGGGUGACACGCCACUACCCGCUGCUGUUUGGGGCACUGCGGGGCACGCCCGCCCGGAAGCACCGCGUGUGGAGCAGGAUCCUGCAGGCAGUGAAUGCCCUGGGCUACUGCCGCCGAGACCUGGGUGACCUCAAGCAUAAGUGGCGAGACCUCCGUGGCGCUGUGCGAAAGAAGCUGGCUGAGGGCGGCCCCGCCCCCAGCCUCAUCCUCACACCCGUGGAGCGCAUGGUGGCAGAGACCUUCGCCCAGGCUCCCCAAGGCGAGGGUCAGGUCGUGGAGCCCUUGCCAACCGACGAGGAGGAUGAGGCCCCCAGCUGCCUGUGGCUGCCCCUGCGGACUGUGGAUGGGCCCAGCCCACCUGAACCCGACCCCCUGGACUUCCGAGGAGUCUUCCACGCGCCCGCCUCCUCACCCUCCCCACCGGCUUCCCCAGCCACAGCUCCGCCCGCAGCCACAUUUGUGGGGGGCUCCUUCCAGCCCUCCCCGCCCUCCUCGGCGCCAGCGUCUGCACCUCCCAUGCCCUCUGGAAAGACCCCAGCAGUGGCCUCCGAAGCGUCUGCAUUUGAGCAGCGGCUGCUAGACUCCCACCGCCGGCAGGGUGCCCUGCUCUCCUCCUGGUCCCAGCAGCAGAGCACAUUGAUGGCCCAGCAGAACCUGCUGCUGCAGCAGCUGGCAGAGCAGAGCCAGCGGCUGGCCGAUGGUGUUGAGGCCCUCAACCGGACCCUUGAGAGGCUGGUGGAGACGCACCUCACCCGGGGAGCCUCACCCUCCAUCCCAGAUGGCGGCCCUCCUGGCGGAGUAGCCCAUGGGCUCACCAGAGGCUCCCAAGACAGCCCACAAGGUGCCCACCCAGGGCUCGAGGUCUUCUCAGGGAUGAUCCUGAAGGUAGAGGAGGAGAUGUAGGGCUGGUCCAUGGGGUGCUGGCAGGACAGGGCCAGGCCCCCAGGCCCUCCUCUGUGGAGAUGGCCAGGCCAAGGAGAGGUGGCAGUGCCUAGGUCUCCAAGGAGCCCAGGACAGCUUGGAUCCACAAGGCCAGAGGGUUAAGAAGAUGUGGACGUCUGCCUCUGCUGCUCCUCCCAGCCCUGGCUUUGUCUGUGGGGUAUGCAGACCUGUAGGGAUGGCCUCAGAGAGCCAGCCUGCCAGAGCCGGGUGGAGGAGGUUUACUCAGGGAUGAAGCCAUUAGAGAAAGAAACAGGAGAAGGGAGGAGCCAGGCCUCUGCACCGCCGUCCCCAGGCUCCCACCAGCUGGGUGCGAGGCCGUGGACUUCCGAGCACAGCACCCUGCAGGCAGGCCGGGGGGCACUGGGAGGUGGGGUGGUGCACCUGGGCAUCAGGGCCCUGGACAUGGUGGCUUGGCCAGGUGCCAAGAAGGUACGAGAGUGUGACUUGGAGUGACUCCUGAAGCAUCUCUCCUUUCAUGGCAUACGGACUCGGAGGAGCUGGGCUCCUGCAGUUCUGCUUGAUUCUGAUCCAAGGGAGCCAGUCCCAUGGGCCUGUAGUCAUUUCUCUCCAGUUUUAUAUCUAUAUUAUUAUAAGUUUAUAAAUAUGUACACAUGCAUAUAUAUUACCUGGUACUGUAUGGGGGUGGGAUGCCAUUUUUUACCUUAGAUUUUUUUUUUGCCAAAAGUAUUUUUCUUACAUGAGCAAAAAAAUAACCAAAAAGGCAGUAAUGCUGCGGUGACGAUAACAAGUAAAUGAGCUGGAACCUGCUUCUUUACUCUGGCGGGCUGUGCCUUUGCUUUCAGCUUCCUGCAGGGAGUUCUGCGACUUCCCUGUUUUCAGAGCCUUCUUCAGCCAUUACCUCCUCUGACUCUGUGAGAUCCCUCAGCAGGGGCUGCACUGUCUCCUGUGCCCACUUGGUGGGCACAGUCUGUGGCCACACAGGUUGGGCGGCCAUCGGGUGCCGGCAGGAGAGGGAGGUGGGGGCAGCCCAGCCACCCGGGGCUAUGGCUUGUUCUCCGCCUCCCUCCUUCUCCCUGUCCUGCCCCCUACCUGCCCUGUGGAUAAAGCUUUUCCCAGAGGCAAGAUGCCAACAUCUGGCCUGAGCAAGGGAAGACCCAGCACAGCGAGAGCCCAGACUGCAAUGUACUUGGGACACACAAGAGGGGCCUUUUCCUUGUUGGGUUUUACCGCAGGCCAGCAGUGUACCAAUAAUUGUUGUCUGGCCAGCGGUGUACCAGUAAUUGUUGUACCAGUAAUUGUUGUGAAAGACCCAAACUCGGCAGCCACACACGCAGCGUGGCCUGGCCACCUUCCAGGCUCUUUUCCUUUUGUGGGUGCAAAUAAUGACGUUAGUUCUGCAUGGGGGGCUUCUACUUAGAUGGUUCCCUCCCCAGGAAAGCUAGUCUUCCACCCUCAAAAGCUGGGUUCAUCUCAAUGCCACCACCUCCAACAAGCCUUUAUAAAUCUUCAUUCUUGGUUCUUGUCCACUAAAAAUACUCAUCAUGGUUGGCAUUUGCCUUUCUUAUGGUGAUGAAUAUUUUCUUUCUUGUGUUGCAGUCUUACCUGGGACACAUUCCCAACUCUAGCCCCAGAAUGAGCCUCAAUCCAGGCCACACACUGAGCCCUGAUCCUCUUCCCACACUGUGUCCUGACUGCAGUUAUGUGCUGAGCUUUGACCCUGACCUCGUUCCUGUUUCCACACCUUAUUCUCACCCUAGUUACACAUUCUGUUCACAGACUUAGCCCUGAUCCUAGUGGUACAUGGAGCCCUGGCCCCAAGCCCUGACCCUGGUCUGCCCCUUGAUAUCUGUCAGGACUAUCCUUUGGCCUGGGCCCUUUCUAAGUGCUGAGGAUACAGAAGCAACCAAGCCAGACAAGCAGCCUCUCCUCUCAAACCUCACAGUGCACUGUGGAAAAUGUAUACCAUGUAAAUAAGUCAAUGCAUAUUUGACAAAAGUUAUUCCGUGUCACUUAAAACUAGGUUUGAUUUGAUAGAAAACCAGGAAUAGUGUGUUUUAGAGAAGACAUUGCGGCUCUUACAUAAAGGAAAUCUGGAAGUCGAUAAUCCGGAGCUGGCAAGGUUGCUCUGUAGCCCUCAGAGAUUGGUAUCUUAUCUUUCAGCCCCUCUCUGCCAUGGUUCUCAUGGUCCAAGAUGGAUGCAGGACUCCCACCAUCACACUCAUGUUCCAGGUAGCAGGACUGAGGGAGGAACUUGAGUAAGGGCACACCAUUCCCUCGCAAGACAUCUCUGCUGACAUCUCAGCCAAUUGGCUGGGCGUCAAUCAAAUGCUCAUAUUUCAUUUCAAUAGAAGCUGGGAAAUAUCUUUAGCGUUUUAGCCCAAAAGGGGGAGUGUGUUGCUAAAAGGGAAGGGGGGUGGAUGCUGGGGUAGGGAUCCUACAACCUGCCGGACUGGGGAGUUGACAGAGCUGGGACCUGCAUGGUCUAGAGGGUUGGGGAGGCCUCCUUGGAGAUGGCACAUUGCAGCAGAGGCCCUAUAGGUGACUUGGCAGGAACCAGCGAGGCCAGCAGAGUGGUCAGGCAUGGGGAAGGAGGAGCCGGAAGUAUUCCAGGCAGAGAGAAUAUCAAGGGCCAGGUUCGGGAAAACUGACUCCACUUCUGCCUGUGGCUGAGGAGAAGGGACUCAGAGUUUGGGGACAGAGUCUGCGAGUGCUGGUCUGUCUGCCUCCAAAGUGUAUGCAUACUCCAGCCCUUUAGGUCAUUACUUUGUGAUGGUCAGAUGCUGAGAGGCCAGGCAAGAGCAUGACCGGGAUGGUGGGUGGCUGUCAGUGGGGCCCCAUCAAUCUGGGAGGCACACGGAGUGGCAGGCAGCACACAGAGAGGGCAGAGGUAUUUAUAGAUGGGAGGAGAACUGGGGUUCUCCCUCCUCAGACCUGGGACUGGAAGCUGCUUCUGUUGAAGAGGAGGUAUGAGGGGCCUGAGAUCCAUUAGGAAGGGGACUGCAGUCUUGGUUUAAACAAGAGCCAAUCAGGAACAGAGUUUUGAGGAAGGACAGUUCUUUAUGAGCCCAUGAGGUGGAGGCAGCUAAGAAGACCUGAAGCUGUUGAACUGCCCCGCUGGGAUUCCAGGUGGGUUCAGACCAGAAUCACCCACUUCUCCCCAGAGCCUGUACUUGUUGCAGUCUGUCCCCAGGCAUCCCAAAGUUUGCACAUGAGUGAUCAAGAUGGAGGAGAAGGGAAAGUCACUAAGAGGGUGGCAGAAUCAGUAUUAAUGUCGUGAUGUGAAGUACCUGCGGGCCCCCCGAUGGGGAGGCUCAGGUGAACAUCUGUCCCACCGAUAAGUGGGUCUGUCCCAGCACAGGGGCUUGUUGAAGCUCUGGCAGUAGCAGAACCCUUCUAGGGACCAUGUGGCCUGAGAAGGAAAGGGGGCCUGGGACAAGGCCCUGAGGAGCUCCCACCUAGGAGCACAGGACAGGUCAGCAAAGGAGAGAGAAGGAGCUGUCUGAGGGGGAGGAGAGGAAGUGACAUGUCAGCUGCAGUGACAGAAGCUGGGAAAGGUUCGGGGAGAUAGGGAUGGCCGGCACCAUCAUGUGCCUCAGAAAGGCCCAAUGGGGCAAAGACGAGGGCCCUGACGUGGGGCAUACAGAAGGCAUCGGUGACCACGCAGGAGAUGCUUCUGUGGCAUUCCAUGGUGGUGUUUGAUUACAGGGCCUUCUAUGGUGUGUUUCAGAAACGACAGGCUAGGGGAGUGGGUGGGAUGAUUUCCAUAAGAGCUAGAGAGCUCAGGUCACCUCACUAAGUCCCCCGUUUUACAGACAGUUGGACUGAGAACCCAGGGUGAUGGAGUGGCAGGAGCCAUGCCCAGGGUCAUGGAAAUUUCUAGAGGCAGGCCUGAAACCAGGUUUUCUGAUUCUAAGUUUAUGCCCUUCCCUAUGUCGUGUUGCCGUAUCAGGUGGGUGAGAGUGCCUCUCAUGUUGCCUUGUCCAUCAUCUGACUCAAAAUGAACAAAGCCAAUUCCCCCACCCUUGAGGGUCUUGGGAAAUGAGGAAAGCUGGGCAGAUCUGAUCCUGGUGUAUGGUGGAUACUAUUUGAAGGGCUCUGCCACUAUAAAGCAGUUUAAUAUGGAAAAACUUAAUUUUAAACAUGUUGAUGGCUUGCAGGAAAUAGGCAGGGUAGCCAAGGUCUUGCCCCUCAUUCCUUCCCACUUUCCCAAUCAAACAUGCUAGAGUGGGAAGCCAAUAACAAGCAGGUUUGUCCUAAUUUCGAAGGUAGUGUCACGUCUGCUAGUGGAUCUUGGACCCCAGCAGAAAUUUCUUUCUGGGGAAAAGAUCUAGUCAGGCCUCUGGGAAAACCACAGAACCAGAAGAAUCAUGUCAGAAAUCACGGUCUGUAAUGGGGCAUGCCAUUGAGCAAAUAUCGGGAGAAAGAACCAACGAUAGCAAAAAUAACAAAACAACGGUUUAGGCCCCAAAGGACUUCAGCUAUUGGAAUCACACAAUAUAAUUUCUAUGAAAUAUUCUUAGAAAUAAGAUGAAAUCAGAGGAUUGGAUUAUCUAAAGAGAUCAGGGAAAGAGAUCUGAGAAAGAUCAAAUAUGGCUUGUAGAAAGGAAGAACUUGCUAGAUUAAGUGACAUGUUAGACAUAAGUAAACUGAGAAAUAGCAAACUGGAAGAUUUCUAAAGAAAUUUUGCACAAUAUUGCACAGAGAGGUAAGAAAUAUAAGUAGACAUAAAUUGAGAGAUAUGGAGAGUAGAACCAGACAUUCAAUACACAUCUACCUGGAGUCCCAGAAGAAGAGAAUCAAUUGAACACAGGAAAGGCAGUGCAUGAAAAGGUCACUUCACAGAUUGGGAUCCCAUGGGAACAGGAGGUACGUGUGUGCCAAGCAGCAUGAAUGAAAAGAAAAACGUCCCUAGACACAUCAUGGGGAAACUGCAGAACACCACAGAGAAGGAGAAGGCCUUAUGCACAGCUAGAAAGAAAGGAAAAGAAUGAUAGUUUCGAAGAUGGCUCACUUGACAUCAACAAUAGAAACCAGAAAACAGGAAUACCUACAAAACAUUGAGAGAAAGAAAGUCACUGUCAACUUAGAAUUCUGACACCAGCAAGACUAUCAAGAACAAAAGCAAAAUACAGAUAUACCAUACCAAUGAAAACUGCAAGGGUUUAUCACUAAUAGACUUUCACUAAAUGGAUUUUUAAAAGAUGGACUUCAAGGUGGAGGAAUAUAACCUCAGAAGGAAGAUCUGUAAUGCAAGAAUAGUGAACCAAGAAGUGUAUAAAUAUGUAAGUAAAACCAAAUACCCAUUAAGAUAAAAAAAAAAGUCUAUGACUAGAAUGUCUAAUGUGUGGGAUUAAAUUGUUAGAAAGGAUAGAACAACAACUAGACAGUGAUAAUCUAUUGGGAAGAAUUGUUAAAGGAUUCUGAGUUUCUUCUAUUAUUUGCAGAGAAGUUAAACAUUGACUAAUUUUAUUCUCUAUAAAUAACUAUACAUGGUAAAAAACUCAAGGGUUUCUCUAUCAAAAUUGAAAACUUCUCUGUAAAAGAUCCUGUUAUGAGGAUGAAAAGAGAAGCCAGUGACAAGUAGAAAACAUUUACAAAUCACAUAUCUGACAAAGGACUUGUAUCCAGAAUAUAUAGUAUAAAGAGCUCUCUCAAUUCAACAGUCAGAAAAAAAUGAUUCAAUCAGCAAAUGGGCAAAAAAACUUGAUCACACACUUUACCAAAGAAGAUAUACGGGUAGCAAAUGAGCACAUCAAAGACUCUUAAUAUCAGUGGUCAUUAA